Molecule: messenger RNA, 528 nt
Organism: Sesamum indicum (sesame)
Lineage: Eukaryota; Viridiplantae; Streptophyta; Magnoliopsida; Lamiales; Pedaliaceae
Product: jacalin-related lectin 19
Molecular function (GO): carbohydrate binding
Source: RefSeq, a predicted model, not a curated record
AUGGACAUAAUUAAACUGAAGCUUUAUCAUUUCAGCAUUAGAUGCUUAGCUAAUCAUGAAAGAGAGAAGAAUCAGACAAGUGAGAAAAAGAAGGCAAUAUUUCUCGGACCAUGGGGAGGUCCUGGAGGGAGAUAUUGGGAUGAUGGGAAUUACAGCAGGGUGAGGGAAAUUAUCCUCAUAUAUGUUCUCUGUAUUGACUCAAUACGCGUACUAUACGAUAAGAAUGGUAUGCCUGUUUUGUCCGAGAAGCAUGGAGGUCCUGGGGGUCAUACUAAUGCUGAGGUCAAGCUUCAGUUCCCGGAUGAGUACUUGACAGAAGUUAGUGGCCACUGCUCCCCUCUGGGUCGCCGCGGCAAUGCCAUGGUCAGGUCGCUCAAGUUUAGGAGCAACUGGAGAACGUACGGGCCCUUUGGAGUAGAAUCUGAAACCCCAUUUUGUUUUCCAAUGGAAGGAGGGAUGAUUGUGGGUUUCAGAGGAAGGUGUGGCUUAUAUGUGGAUGCCAUUGGUUUUCAUAUAACACAAGCCUGA